Messenger RNA from Lutra lutra (Eurasian river otter), 1261 nucleotides. RefSeq names its product protein FAM170A-like. The transcript is spliced from 4 exons. The record is from RefSeq and is a predicted model, not a curated record. Gene Ontology annotation, biological process: fertilization. Lineage: Eukaryota; Metazoa; Chordata; Mammalia; Carnivora; Mustelidae. Bases 1 to 675 code for a protein of 224 amino acids. Gene Ontology annotation, cellular component: nucleus.
AUGUGUGAAUUCAAGAGGAAGAGUCAAGAGGAUGUGGCUCAGCCUAAAUCCUCUGCCGUGGUCCCUCCUGGUGAUGAGGCAGCCGAAGAAAAGUCCACUGCCUCACAAUAUUUCUCCUGUUUCUCCUCUCGAUCUCAGCUCAUUCGUGCUAAUGAGGAUGGAGUUCCUCAAACAGACCAGGUUGUUUCUGGUGUUGAACACUCCAAUGAACGUGAGACUUCCUCACCCUUUCCAUAUAGCUCCUUUCCAUUCCAUCUGGUUGAUGAUCCUAAGCCUUCUGUGUCCUCAGCACACAUGGAGGAGGAAACAGUCAUGAAUGUGUACUAUAUGAAUGUGAAAGUGAAAAGGGGGGUGGCUGUCUUAAGUGACCAACAGGAAAGCCUGGAGCCUCCCACCAAGAAAACAAAAACAGAAAAUAAGACCUUUUCUGAAGAGGAAUAUCCAAGGGCCCAAACACCCGAAUGGCUAGUGACCCCAAAAAGUGGGUACAAAUGCAUGGCGUGCUGCCGGGUCUUCCACAGCUUGGAGGUCCUCCAGGAACAUGUGAAGCAUGGAGUCCGUGAGGGCUUCAGCUGCCGUGCUUUCCAUCUGUCCUUGACUUUGCUGAAGAGCAAGAAAAGGGUAGAGAAGGAAAAGAGUAGGCAGACGAAGAAUACUAAGAAUACUGGCACAUAGAUGCCAGAAAGAAAAAAAUUUUGGCAUGAAGUUGUCUUCAUACAAAUAAACACAACUCUUUCCAGCCCCUCCAAGAGAAGCAGUAGAGAAGGUCAGACUCUACUGAGGGGGGCUUCAUCUUCUCUAAGCAGCGCUAGGACCCACCUUUAUUUAUGCACAUCUCCCACCACCACCACUCCCAGCACACCACCACCAGGAGCAGAGAACCACUUUCAACUAUCUCCACUGCUCUCCCAAGGAGGGAGAAGAAGGCAGUUCACACCAUGCAGAACAGCAAGAUGGUCUCAUACAAACUAAAGAGCAAUGACCACCCACUUAUCAUCUCUACCUGAAAAAAGGAGACUCACUGGAAGGGGAAACUGCUGGGGGCCAGAUUGUAGAAGAGCAACACAGACCCAUUGGCCCAAACAUUUCAAAUGAUGGUGUCCUGCACAUCCCUGCAGUCUGAUGGGAGCACAGAAGUUCUCCUGAGCCCCCUAGCAUCAAGGGAUGGCUGGCUGAAGAUAGAUACAUCUGAUACUCUGCAGCUGCUCCCAGUUAACCUGGUAAAAUGCGGUGCCCAGUUCUGGAGAAAACCACCUAGAGC